Messenger RNA from Blumeria graminis f. sp. triticale, 2706 nucleotides. The record is from the annotation of a GenBank genome assembly. Lineage: Eukaryota; Fungi; Ascomycota; Leotiomycetes; Helotiales; Erysiphaceae.
AUGCAAUCGUGUUCAUUCUUCUUGGUUGGUAGAGAAAAGUCGUUUCAGGCUGCUCUAAGAACUGUAACCUCACUUCCUGAGAAUCUGAGUCAUACAAUCCUUCUCAAUAAACCCACUUCUCGAAAUUCCUUCGCAAAAUAUCACACAAAUCCCACUAUAAAGGAUAAAGAGAAAAAUGAAGAGCUCAAUAAUACUUAUAACUGUCAUGAUAACUCCUUGAAAGCACCAUGGAGACGAGGUGACACUUACGGGCAUAGAUACUGGGCAGGUGAUAUCCUCACAGACUAUCUUAAUAUACGUGAUACCUCUCUCAGGCAAAAAUUCUGGAAUAAUAUCAGAUCUGAAAGCUGCGGGACAUUAUUGCCCACUAUUCUUGUACAUUUUUUCCACAUAUCUAAUACCGAAGUCUCUUCGAGAACGUCACUUGACCACGAGAUAACUCGCAUUGCUGUAUCAACAUUGGAAUCUAAAAAUCUCUGUUGGGAAGAUGUCGAAAGUUGGGCCUACAUUCUCUCUACGCAGCGUGCCGAUGAAAUGGCAAAACGAAUUUACGAAUCAGAUCAUCAAUUGCAAGAGUUUUUAAUAAUGCACGUCAUGAACACUAAUCUCAGUUCUACAAAAUCUUUAGAUAUGCUAUUUUCUUGCGUUUGGGACCUUAUUCUCAGCAAGAGAUCCUCUAGGAAAACAAGAUUAUUAUCAAGCAACAAAAUAAUACAAUGUGUAAGGCAAAAUGAUUAUGAGUUUUCAAGCCCUGGACGAAUCAAACAUGAUGGAACACAGCAGAAAUCACCAGCUACUUAUAUUGAUCGAUUUACGUUUGUAGACUUAGCAAGGCGGCUACUAAGACAAUCGCGAAGACUCUGGCCUGCUUCAAUGACUAAUGUAGCACUUAUGGCUUCUUCGUAUACUAAAAUUCUGGUAGAAAAGGCCAACUGCAAUUCCCAAUCACUAGAUUCACAUCUAUCCAGACAAUUAUGCAAUAUACUUAACAUACUCAUGGUCGAGCUAUCAUACCAAGCUACCGUCGAACCUUACAGUCAGGUUGUUCACAACUGGAACGCUCAAAAAAUAUUGUUGAAACUAGCUACAGAAUUUCGGCCUGCAUUGAUCCUGAGUCAUUCUAGUUACAGGGCCAUAGUGCAGGUUCUUGCAGCCCGUGAGAUGACCCCUAAUGAAAAGGACUGUGCCCUUAGACGUUCACCAAAUUGGCCGCCAUGGAUUGUCGCUAAACACGGUAUGGAUGCUAGUUUUUCAUCCAAUGAAGAUCCUAGCCGAGUUGUCGCAGGAAUAUGUCGUAUGAAUGAAGCUGGGUACAGUGGAGGCUGGUUGGAUGAUGCAUUAAGGAUUAUUGGUGGUCAGGAUUUUGACGGUACACCUACAAUCCAACAAAGAAGAAUUCUCCCUUGGCCUGUGUCACAUCACGGAAAAUCAGAUGAAUCUAAUCCAAACGUUUGGGCCGCCAGAAUUAUGGCCACUCGUAAUAUACAAGAAGCUUGGACAGCUUUUGUUGAAUUCAAAAAGAGAGGUGGAAAGCCUUCUCAGGAUACGUACUUAGCCUUAUUUGAGAAGCUCACAUACCAAUUGGUUGUCGAAGGUCGAAAUCGUGAGUAUAAUCCUAUACCUGGCGAUGGAAGGGAAGUUCUGCCUAUUCCAGAUAAUAAUUUCAGCGAAUACUAUAAAAGAGAUCUUGAGCCACCAAGUAUUCAGCGUCUAUAUUCUGAAAUGUUACAAUCUGGUCAACGUCCUGCGGGAAGAUGUCUAAAAUUCCUCGUCCGAAAUUCCAGAACUCCAGAUGAAGGCUUUCGCUAUCUUAUUGAUGGUGGCUUAAGUAUAGAUACUCUUGAAUCUCUCAGGCUGUUCUCAGAAUCCCCAAAUCUGAAAAAUACACCCCAAAUUCCUAAAUCAAUUUUAGUUGAAUUUCUUUAUUUAAUUUGCCGUUUUGUGCCAAGAGCUAUUAGGGACCCACUCCAUACGGGUGCAAGAGAGCAAGAUUCACGUUGGAUUGUGAAAAAAUUGGUCGGUAGAUCUUCUUACGGAAUAUCGCUUAAUCAACCCCUGCGCCUAGCUGCCUACAUCUUGAGCACCCAAAAACCAACAUCCCAAUUACCUUGGUAUAUUCUAUUUCGGGCACUGAGCCGUGAAAAUAUCAUAGUUUCGUUGGAUGUCAAUGAUAGUUCGAGGAAUGAUAUACUCGCUUGGAAACUCUUUCGGGCUUCACUUGCUGACUUUUCAAAUUGUGGUCUGCAACUUAAUGCACGUGGCUUCAGUAUGCUCUGUCAUGGAAUUCAAAAGUACUCACGAGCAGUAGCUAGGAUAAAAAAUGAAAACGAAACUAUAGGUCUGAUGGAAGCGCAUCUACUUCUCAAAUCUGAGUUUAAACGACUUUCAAAGUCAAGUCAACACCAAGAAGAUUUUCAAAAACUGUAUGAACCAAUACGCGGAAUUCAUCUUCAUGCCUACAUUCGAUGCUUAGCCCUUGCUAAAGAUUAUGAAGAGAUUGUAACAACUGUUCAGUGGAUGUCGGAUCAUGCCAAAGAACUUGAUGAAAUAAUAGAACAAGAGAGUAAGGGUGCAAAGAAAACACGAUUUGAACCUCGUCUGAAAGCCUUAAUCUCAAGUAUAUAUAGUUGGGGUGGCUGGCCAACCGAUGAAGAGGUUGAGAUUUACAAGAAAAAAUCGCACACAGAAGGGCAUAUUUCUUGGUAG